CGCGGUCGUAUCACUGGUGCGGAAGGUUGAUGCUGGCAAAACCAUUCUCAAGCAUCGUUAUCAUUGUUCUGGUGUGGUUUUAAAAUCCAUCUAGCGGCUAGUGCUUUUUCUGAGUAUACGAAAACCGCAGAGUGUAAUCAUCGACCGUCGUUUCACUGAGCAGAGCAUUACAUCCUGGAAGAUUCUGUCGCGGCAAAGUGCUAGGUGGAAGGAACGCUAUUGCUGAAUGGCGAAUGUUGAAAGAGAAGAUAACAUGCUGAACGAGGAGCAAGAAUCGUCCCAAUCGAAUAGCAGCAAUGGUUCGAGUGGUGUUGUGCAACCCGCCGGUUUAACACUCAAAUCGAACCUCAUCCGUCAGUCCAAUUUCGGAGGAUCGUCUUUUCUCGGCGGUGGCGGCUCGUCCUCGAGCAACAGUAUUUCGUCUUCGCCUUCGUUGCCCGGGUUGGCUGGCGGUGGCGGCGGUGGACCAGGAAGUGUGUUCAAUCUUAAGCCAAGUGUGCUUAAACCUUCGCAACUUAGCUUCGGUGGCAUUGGUGCGAACAAGGAUGGCAACGGUGCUACGGAUAAAAACGGCAGUGAAACAACGGCACCGGCAUCGUCAAACCCGUUUCUGAAAACCCAGUUUAGUGAGGACGACCCAUCUGAAGCGGACACGAACGAUGCCACGACCGGCAGUAGCAAAGCGGACACCAACAAAGAUGCAAACAGUGGCACGAACAGCAGCAGCAACAACAACGAUCCCCUGGCAAAACUGAAAAGUUCCGCUCUGCCCAAAUCGAACUUGUUUGCGAACGUUAAAAAAUCAACGCUCAGCGAAGCAUCUUCUGGAUUCGUUUUUGGCCAAAAUGUGCAUGAGCGUGUGACGGGCGAAAAUCUGAACAGCUCCGGUCCGGGCAACACUCUUCCGACGACCGGAUUUUCCUUCGGUGCUGCAGCCACUGGAGACGGUAGCGCUGGAGCGGGUUCGGCUAACGCAACUAACUCCACUCCGGCAGCUACCGGCGGUACGCCUGGUAAGGAUGGUUCCGAUUCGUCUGAUGGCAACAGCAGAGAAACGAAGGAUCGCGAAAGCUUGGAGGAAGCAGCCCGAAAGUACGAGGAAAGCAGGGGCGCACUGAAACGCAAGUACGAGGAAGUGGAAACUAUUACCGGUGAAGAGGACGAACGGAACGUGGUGGAGAUCAACUGCAAGCUGUUUGCAUUCGCAAAAUCCAAUUGGGAAGAGAGAGGUCACGGCAUGCUGAGACUUAACGACAAGGACAACAAUGAAUCCCGCGUCGUAUUUCGACAGUCGGGAAAUCUUCGCGUUUUGAUAAACACCAAGGUAUGGUCCGGUAUGGUCGCACAGCAGCCGAGUCAAAAAAGUUUACGCUUGACAGCCAUUGAUAGCACCGGUCAAAUAAAAGUGUUUCUAGUGAUGUCCCGCCCGGAAGUCAUUUCGAAACUUCACAAAGAACUGUCGAAGCGCAUAGAGAUGGCAAAACAAAACGCCGAACAGGAAGCUGCGAAGGAAAACAAGGAUGAUAAUAAGCCUGCCCUAGCCCCCGCAUCCAACGAUGGAGCAGAGGAUGUAGAUGAUGAUGGUUCUACCGUACCGGUUCCGGUGGACAGUUCCGAGAGUACUCACGGUCCCACGGAAUCGGACGAACCUAGUUUAAAGAAGCGUCAUAGCAUAUCGUCACCACCGUCCUCUUAAGUGUUAAGUCUAAACCUGAUUUUGGCGACUGUUCCUCCUUCCAUGAUUUUCCAUUUUCCGAGACCAUAUUUUGGAUAUUCGUCUUUUUAGCGAUUCCGUAAAGCGUAUGAGUCCUUAUAUAAGAGUUAAACGAUCGCCCCCCCGCGGUCGUGAGUUUAACUUCUUUUCUCUUUUAUUGCACAUGCAACCUUUUUUGUCGGAUUGGUUUAUGAAGUAAGUGAAAAAUGAAAAAAAUCAUCAAAAAGAAAAUUCAACCAAUAAUCGUACUUUAAAAAAAACAUAAAGCAAAAUACAUUUGGCUGCAUGCAUAACUUUAAUAGAUUCAUCGUGGAAUAAAGGCAAACUCUUUCAUGUAGUUUCUGUAAAGCAAUCAAAUAAAAUCUCCCAACUCAGUAAUAAACAAAAGAAAGCAAAUCUUCGUUAUUUCAACCCAACAGUAGUAGCCUGAGAUAGAAAGUGCAGUGGCAUGUGUUUGUACUAAGUUGUAUAAAUCGUCAGAUGACCACCGAAAAUCGCUAAGUGGGAACAUGAAACAGUAGAAAACAGGGUAAAUAUGGCAAGUCAAUUUUUAUGCUGAAUCGGUUCGCUUUAGCCUGAACAUUGAUUUAUCAUUGUCGUUUGCUCCAAUGCUGCAAAUACGAUUUAAGAUUUACGGUCAUACUUACGAUUUAUUUACCGCCGUUUUAACAAACUCCACAAUAUUGGACGAACGAUAAAACUACUUUUAUGUAGUUUGAUAGCCUUUGUAAAAGUUC
Anopheles coustani is the source of this 2451-nucleotide messenger RNA. It is a transcript of the gene RanBP3, whose product is annotated as ran-binding protein 3. Bases 227 to 1696 code for a protein of 489 amino acids. Gene Ontology annotation, molecular function: GTPase activator activity. The record is from RefSeq and is a predicted model, not a curated record. Gene Ontology annotation, cellular component: nuclear pore; cytoplasm. The transcript is spliced from 4 exons. Gene Ontology annotation, biological process: protein export from nucleus. NCBI's taxonomy places the organism in Eukaryota, Metazoa, Arthropoda, Insecta, Diptera, Culicidae.